Lotus japonicus is the source of this 2969-nucleotide messenger RNA. Its product is annotated as TMV resistance protein N-like. NCBI's taxonomy places the organism in Eukaryota, Viridiplantae, Streptophyta, Magnoliopsida, Fabales, Fabaceae. Gene Ontology annotation, molecular function: ADP binding. The record is from RefSeq and is a predicted model, not a curated record. The transcript has 6 exons. Gene Ontology annotation, biological process: signal transduction. The coding region runs from base 319 to 1920 and encodes 533 amino acids.
CAUUGCAUUCCAUCAAUUCACAAGUUGGGAUGGUGGUAAUAUGCAACUUGCAAGUGUAGAUUGCAGUAUCUGACUUAUCUUCAAUUUGCGUUUGGGACGGAGUUACUAGUGGCUGCUUAACCUCAUCUUCUGCCAUCUACUUGGUGAGCUCUCGCUUGCAGAAAAGAUUCAAGGGAUCUACAAACUCUUGAAGUAGUUAGCAAAAAUAUAUACUAUAACCGAUGGAGAUCCCUGCUAAGAGUGGUGCAGAAUAUUCACGAUCUGUUUUUGAAGCAAUUGAGAAAACAAGACUUUCAAUUGUGAUUUUGUCUGAAAACUAUGCAGAGUCUCCGUGGUGUCAAUAUUCUUGACUAUAAGAAGAAAUUUGAUCAGCGGGUUUUGCCAAUAUUUUAUAGAGUAAACCCCACAGAUGUAAAGUAUCAGAAAAAUAAUUGUGCUUUUGCCAUGGAACGACUGGAAUCAAGAUAUGGAAAAAACUCUCCGGAGGUAAAGAAAUGGAGAUCUGCUUUGCAUCAAAUUUCUGAAUUAAAAAAUGGGAAGUGUUACACGGCAGACAGGAAUCAACGUGAAUUCAUUCAAGAGAUUGUAGAAAUAGCCCAUGAGCACAUAGGUUUCUUGUCCACCACAAGAUCUGCAAAGUCUUCAUGCCAACUCUCCACUACCAGCUAUGGAAUUACAAGUUUACGGUCCUUCCCUACUGGAACUGGAAACGAGUAUUAUUACUAUUUCGACUCUAUAAAAGAGGCUUCAAGAAAACUUCUGGAUGCAUUGCAAGAUGAUACUUGCUAUACUAUCGGAGUAUGUGGAAGGAGGGGCUCUGGUAAAACAUCAUUAGUGAAAGCUGAAAUAAGCAGCUACGGAAAGAUUUUUGAUAGAGUUAUAUUUCCCAAUGUCUCUAAAAAUCAAGAUAUCAGGAGCAUUCAAGAUGCAAUUGCUAAUUCAUUGAAUGUGUAUUUUGAAAAAAAUGACAGAGAUGCUGUAAGAAUAAUGAAAAUGUUUUCGAAAAUAGAAAGGAUGGAUGGAACAACUCUUGUCAUCUUGGAUGAUUUUCCAAGGGAGUAUACACCUCAGGAGCUAGGUAUUCCUUAUAAUAACAAGCACUGUAAGGUCAUUUUGACCACACGUGAUGAAUUAGACUGCCCCGCUAUGGGGUGCAACCACUCAAUUCUUCUGAAACCCUUGUCUAAUGAUGAAGCUUGGACGUUGCUACAACAUCUUUCAGGUGUUAACUCGCAACUUGAUCUGCUUGAUGUGGCGCGAAAUGUUGCUUUCAAAUGUAAUGGUUUGCCUGGUUUGAUUAAAGAUGUGUCGUCUUCCUUAAAAAAGAAGCUCAAUAUUGACCAGUGGAAUGAAUCAUUAAUCAGUUUAAGCCACUCAACCGCUCGUUAUCAGAUUUUUAUCAGUUUUAGAGGGGAGACUCGUCAUGUUUUUACAAAGCAUCUCUAUGAUGCUUUGUGCCAGGAGGGAUUCAAGACAUUCAUGGAUGACAAAUCACUCGAGGGUGGUGUUCCAAUUGAGAAACUUCUUGAUGACAUUGAAGAAUCAAGGUUUUCAAUCGUUAUUUUAUCUCCAAACUUUGCAGACUCUGAAUGGUGUCUUAGAGAACUUGUUCAAAUUCUUGACUGUAAAGAUAAGGAGGAGAAGAAGCAAUUAGUUUUGCCAAUAUUUUAUGAUGUGGAACCUGGACAUGUAAAGUAUUUGCAAAAUAGUUAUGGAGAAGCCAUGGAAAAACAUGAAAAGAAGUUUGAACAACAUCCUGAGAUAUUACAGAAGUGGAAGAAUGCUUUGCGUGAUAUCUGUAAGCUGACCGGAUUCAAAAAACCUGACGACUGGGCCAGAGAUGAAUUUAUAAAAAGGAUAUUAAGAUUUUCUUGUGAAAAUAGACAUCGCCUGCAUAUACAAUCUAUGUAUAUGAACUAGAAAGACUUCAGGCAGGCAGGACAAGCAAGCUCGUGUGCAAUGUGUAAAGAGGCUGAGGAGAGCACCAACCACUUGCGUUUUAAUUGCAAAUUUGCAUGGAUAGUUUGGAUGAAAAGCUAUAGUUGGCUAGGAAUCCAAAUUGUCUUGCCCCAACAUUGCAGCAGUCACUUUAAACAACAGUGGCGAGAGGGGAACAUUAGCAAACAAUUGAAUUGGUGGGUAAUGUGGUGCACUUGCAUAUUGUCCAUUUGGCUAGCCAGGAAUGAGGUAGCUUUUAAGUCAGCGGAGGCGGAUGUGGAUAAGGUAGUUGAUUCAAUUCAGUUCAGAUCCUGUAAAUGGAUUCGAUAUAAAGUGAAGGGUUUCUUGUACUCCUUCUAUGAAUGGUAUAUGAACCCCGUCUUAUGCCUGAAAGGGACCAUUUAACACCACUUGGAAUGGGCUCAGGAUGUUGCAGGGGGAGCAGCUCGGAACCAGGAUCUUCUGCAGAUUGCAAAAGAAAAUGAAAGAGAACUAGAAGUUUAAUCCAGAAGAGUUUGGCUACAUAUUCUGGAUCAGUUGAAGGGCAUUGGAAACACAAUGAAACUAUGUUACAAGGAAAUGCUGUGAUGUCAAGGACCUCCUUAAAUGCUAGAAGAACCUUGUAUUCGAGAUUCUGGUGGGUGAUUGCAAUUGUCAUUGGAACUUUGUGAAGGCUGGUCCACAUGUGCUUUUGAACGAGACAAUUAACUCGGUGGAGAAAAUAAUGCUGUUUCUGCUAUGCUGUUUGGGGAAAAGGUCUGAUGUAGAUAGUUGAUGUAUAAUAGGAUCAAAAGAGAGAAAAGGUAGAGGGGAAGGGGAUUUAUUGAAUUGGUCUUUAGCUAUGUUGCUGUCAUUUAUGUUUUGCUCUUUUAUUUUCCUGUUUUCUGCAACUGUUGCUUCUUGGCUUUGAGUUAGCUAAGUACCUUGGUUGCUUUUUAUGCUUUUCCAAUUUGUAUUUGGGUUUAGCACCCCUUGUGCUUCCUUAUAUGAAUUGUUUGCCUUCCAAAAAAAAUACUAGAAAGACUUCAGCA